AGACGUAGCGAUGCAUAUACCUGUCUGAGCUCUGAAGGGAAGGGAAAACAGACCAGAGACACUUCGCUUUUGCUCUUCACUGCUGCCGGUACUCCCAACUACUCGUUGUCCUCCGGUUGUCUCUGUUGUUGUCUUUGUUUGGGCUCCUUUUAAUAUCGCCUGCUUCUAUCGUCCGUUCCUGUCGCGCGUUUCCUGGAGAUCUCAUGCCCCGCCGGUCCUAAGCGCCCAGCGAUAUACCCAGUGGUCACCGUACCUUUUGACAGCUCGAAUUUGGUUAUUGGGAUAUUCUUGUGCUCGUUGCAGAACUUGCUUUUUCGGCAUAUUCGGGGCAUCUUCGCAUUGGUGCCAGUGCAAUUGUUUGCUUUUGCUCAGGGAAGGGGACCGUAUACUUGGACAGGAUGUCGCUUCCCCCGGAGACUCGCGAACAGUAUAUUCAGGUCAUCGACUCCAUUCUGGCCCAAAGUGACCUGAACACCAUCUCCGAAAAGCGCAUCCGCAGAGGCCUCCAGGAUGCCGUCGGCCAUGAUCUCACACCGCAGAAGGCUGCGAUCAAGCAGCUUAUCAUGGAACGAUUCGACAUUUUCGCGGACCAGGAUGGGAUAAAUGCUUCUGGGGAUGGGGAUAAGUCGGCCGAAUCGACGACCAACGGCCACGAUAACAGCGGCGGCUCAGCCACGCCUGCCGAACCUUCGCCCUCCACGCUCUCUGCGUCACCACAGAAACGCGCAGCAGAAAGCGAAGAACCAGCAGAUAGCCUAGAUGACGCAUCCCCGCCGGCCAAGAAACAGAAGCCGGAUCACGAUAUCGACGCAGAUGCCCUCUUUGCGGCCAAAUUACAAGCCGAAGAAAAUUUGCGUGCCCGGCCCACCCGAGGUGCCAGCACACGGAGAGCGGCGCCUGUGAAGAAGAAAACCAAGCCUAAGCCCAAGACAAAGACGUCCAAGAAGGUCAAGGUAGAGGAUGAUUCGGAUGUUGGUUCGGGGUCCGAGUCGGGCAAGAAGGAGGUCAAACGGUCUGGCGGAUUUCACGCACCAAUGGCACUUUCGCCUGCACUCUCGUCUCUUCUGAAUGAAGAAAUUCUAUCGCGACCUCAAACGGUCAAGAAAAUGUGGGAGCAUAUUCACAAACAUGAGCUUCAAGACCCCAGUGACCGACGCCACAUCCUAUGUGACGAUGGAAUGCGUGCCGUCUUCAAGCAGGAUCGGAUACACAUGUUCGCCAUGACCAAAAUUCUCAAUCAAAACCUGUACAGCCCAGACGAUUAGUCCACAUAUCUGGGGACUCCAUGACGAUAUGUCUACUUUUUUUCGUUUAAAGCUGGGUAGUUCAGCCUGCCCUACUGCAUUUAUGACGUUCGAUAUUCCCUUUUCAGCACUGUUCACUGCAUAAGUCCGGGGGCGCCAUCUAUUCGUCAAGCCGUUCAAUCUCCUCAUUCUUCAUUGCUUUGUCUGUCUACAUUCAGUGUCCAUUCAUUAUCCGAGUAUAUGUAUUUCGUUUCUUUUGUCGAUUUUCUUUUUCUCAUUUUUUCUCCAGCGGGAGUUGGUGCUGCCCUUGCAUUGCAAGGAAGAAGAUACUGAUCGAGUUCUUUAUUGCUUUUUAGGAUGGAUAAUUUCUUAUUCAUACAGUUUAGCUAUCAAUAGUUAAUUUGCUUUUAUAGCGUGGAAUAUGUUUGUCAGCGGAAGCAUUCCGGCC
Molecule: messenger RNA, 1692 nt
Organism: Aspergillus glaucus CBS 516.65
Lineage: Eukaryota; Fungi; Ascomycota; Eurotiomycetes; Eurotiales; Aspergillaceae
Product: SWIB/MDM2 domain protein
Exons: 5
Coding region: 399-1265 (288 amino acids)
Biological process (GO): transcription initiation at RNA polymerase I promoter; nucleolar large rRNA transcription by RNA polymerase I
Cellular component (GO): nucleus; RNA polymerase I upstream activating factor complex
Molecular function (GO): RNA polymerase I cis-regulatory region sequence-specific DNA binding
Source: RefSeq, a predicted model, not a curated record